AUGGACAACCAAAAAUCGACAAUAGCCAUUGCGAGUAGACCAGCAGCGGUAGCCACCAACACCAAUAGUACUGCUAUGCUGCCCUCACCUAUUCGUCAACUUCUGCAAAAUUUUCUUUUGAUCUGGCUUGAUGCCGAUUUUGAUGAGUCCAAAGACUAUUAUAAAAAAUCAAUACAACAUCUACAACAUAUUGUAGCAACAAUCACAACAUUUACAGACGUUGACCAAUGUAUUGAUUUCCUCAAUGACAUUGAAAAUGAAAAAGUAUUCAUGAUUGUGUCUGAUGCACUGGGACAACAUAUAAUACCAGAAGUUCAAUUAUGCCCACAAUUAGACUCCGUUUAUGUUUCCAGUGACAAUCAAUCGAUCCAUGAACAUUGGGUCAAAAUAAUACCCAAGGUAAAAGGUAUAUACACACAAAUCGAAGCAAUUUGUAAAGCAUUACAAAUCGAUCGUGAAAAUUGUGAUCGAGCUAUGAUCUCGAUCAGUUUUAAUGGCAUUGAUCCGUUGUUUAUGUAUACGCAGUUAUUAAAAGAAACACUCAUGGAAAUUGAAGACGACGACACAAAAUCUAUUAAAGAACUUGCUGACUACUGUCGUCUUCAAGGUGAUAUUACUGGAAGUCAUAUUGAUAUGGUCGAACAACAAUAUGGUCAUCAUACACACAUUUGGUGGUACGCGGCUCCAUAUUUUAUGUACUCGAUGUUUAAUCGCGGUCUCCGAGUAAUGGAUGUCGAUAUUAUACUCAAAAUGGUUUUUUUUAUUCGGCACUUACAUUGGCAUAUUGAAAACUUACACCGUGAACAACAAUCCACCAACACGACAACGAAUACUCCUUUUCAAGUUUUUCGAGGUCAAAGUUUAUCUAUUGAAAACUUUGAAAAAAUGAAAA
This is a messenger RNA of Rotaria sp. Silwood2, 892 nucleotides long. The record is from the annotation of a GenBank genome assembly. NCBI's taxonomy places the organism in Eukaryota, Metazoa, Rotifera, Eurotatoria, Philodinida, Philodinidae.